Molecule: messenger RNA, 1349 nt
Organism: Anneissia japonica
Lineage: Eukaryota; Metazoa; Echinodermata; Crinoidea; Comatulida; Comatulidae
Product: ATP synthase F(0) complex subunit B1, mitochondrial-like
Exons: 8
Coding region: 105-848 (247 amino acids)
Biological process (GO): proton motive force-driven ATP synthesis
Molecular function (GO): proton transmembrane transporter activity
Source: RefSeq, a predicted model, not a curated record
UGACAUAUCAGCAGCCAUUUUAGAAACCGGCACGGCUAGAGAAACUGUGCGUCCGUGCCGAAAAGGAGGCCCUAAAAUACAUCCUCGCAAACAGAAUACCUAAAAUGCUCUCGAGGUUAGCGUUAGCAAAUGGUGCAGUUUUGAGAACUGUUCUCCAUUCUGCCCGACCAUGCGUUGUCAUGGCACCAAAAUCCCUCUUGCAUACAAGUCAGGCCCACAGCAUGCCUGUAAAAGUACCCGAGGAGGGAGGUAAAGUUAGGCUUGGUUUCAUCCCUGAGGAGUGGUUCACCAUGAUGUACAAGAAGACUGGUGUAACAGGUCCGUAUGUAUUUGGUACUGGUCUGAUAUUAUACAUGUUGAACAAGGAGCUCUACAUCCUUGGUCCUGAGACGAUACAUGCCUUUGUUGCCCUGUCUAUGGUUGUAUAUGGUAUUAAGAAGUUUGGGCCAGCCGCUGCUGAAUGGGCCGAUAAGCAGACCGCAAGUCAACUUGCAAAUGCUUAUGAGCAAAAAGACAAAUCUUUAUCAACAUAUGAUGAUGCCAUCAAGGAAGAGAAGCUAGAACAGUGGCGUCUUGAUGGAAGACACUACUUGUUUGAUGCCAAGAGGGAGAAUGUUGAGCUUCAGCUAGAGACUGAAUAUAGGGAAAGGCAAAUGCAAGUAAUGAAUACUGUGAAAGCUAGAAUGGACUACCAUAUUGCGGUUGAUGAUAUGAAGCGAAAUAAGGAACAGGAACACAUGGUAAAAUGGAUUGAGAAGAAUGUAGUUGAAAGUAUCACUCCACAACAGGAGAAAGAUAUUCUAAACACAUGUAUAUCCAACUUGAAGAAGCUUGCUGCUACAGCAUAGUUCAGCAUCACACUCAAGAGAAUUACUUCUACCAUAUAUAUUGUGAUUAGUUCCUACCAAAUAAUAAAUUUAACAAGAAUCCUAGAAAUUCUACUCUUGUAAGAUACAAGCAAUAUUAGUUUCAAAGUGUCUGGUUUGUUUUUUUUGCAAGCAAUACUAUCUCCUUAAAUGAAUCAAACAUUACCAGCUUGUCAGAUUCUCUUUUAUUCCUCUGUGCUAUUCUCUAAAGCUAUGAAAUUCCAACAGACUCCAUCAGAUGUUAAUAGCGACACACCAUGUGCUUGUGUAUAUAUUCAAAGAAUUUAAAUGCUAAAGUUCUUAUUAAUUCUAUCAUUAAGACUGACCUGAAGUUAGGUUUCAAUAGCAACCAGGAAAUGACACGCAUUACAAUGUCAUGCAAGUGAAUUCCUUUUGUUGUUUACACUCUUGAAUUUAAUGUUUCUUUCCAAUUCAAACUGUCUUGACGACUGGAGUGUGAUUAAAGAUUGAUAACAUUAUUGA